Messenger RNA from Paramuricea clavata, 8748 nucleotides. NCBI's taxonomy places the organism in Eukaryota, Metazoa, Cnidaria, Anthozoa, Malacalcyonacea, Plexauridae. The record is from the annotation of a GenBank genome assembly.
GGCAUACUUGACAAUUUUUGCUGUAUGUCCAUUAUCUUGCGCAUACCGAGUUGGACGUCACUGGUGGUUGCACAACGUAUCUUCCCAUGUGUCGCUGUUUAUGAAUACUGACCAUAAGUCUUGCCCUGAUCCAGAAAAAAACAGCGAGACAUGAAACUAUAUCCCGUCUUUGUCCUUCUGCCUUCGUGCAGAACGAGUUUCACAACGAAAUUUGCGAAAGUAUUCGUUGUGAACGAAGGCAGAAGACGAAGACGGGAUAUGGAUUCAUGUCUUGCUGUUUUAUCCUGAUCAGGGUAAGGAUUUGGGUCAGCAUUCACAAACAGCUAGACAUGCAUGUCUAAUCUGUCUUCACUCCUGACCCUAAACUCAGAAUGUUCAAGAUAAUGUGCAAGACAGACAAAAAUUGUCAACCACGUCGUCGUCGUCCGACUUCGUUGUCUUGCUCAAACUCUCUAUUAAGCCUGGUUCACAUUGAUCGGCGAUGUUCUACGAUCCAUUGUCUGUGAGCAACGAAGAAGAAAAUGCACAAAACAUUUUAUGCAUCAAUGACCACCGACAAUGGGCAUCGCCGAUGUUUACGAUCAAUGUGAACCAGGCUUUAGAGACCUUACGAUUUUAGGACGGCAACGCGACGGCCAAAACAAACUCCUUCAAAUAAAUGGUAGUAAAGAUAGUUCGUGGUAUAUUAUCAAUCGUAUGAAUUUAAUACAGUUUUAGAAGUUGAAGACAUGGGUUUUAUGGUUGGGAAGAGUUCUGCUAAACCCAGUUUGAAGUUGCACUUGUUGUGGCUUGGAAUGCAGCCGUUGUAUCAAGACGUGAAAAUCUGUGAUUUGGCGUUGUAAACAGAGCGAGGACAAUGUCUAAAUUAUUCAUAUAUUGUAAUUACUCAAUUCUUUUCAAUGAUCUAUUGUAUUGUAUUGGUAGCCGUUGCCGUCCUAAAAUCGUAAGGUCUCUAUUUGCCAAACCCCCUAAUAAUGGCCGCUGAAUGUGCUUCUCAGCCAAUCACAGUCCGCCAUUUCACAGGAAGUGAUGCAUGCCAUAUAAUAAUACAUAAUGCCUGCCAAUAUAUACAGAUAGUUUGUAAUUUAAUAUCUAUUGUAGAAAACCAAUAGUUCUCGGGAUGCUUUGAUGUCAUGGUUGAGUUCUGGUUUCUAUGAAGGGUGAUUUCCGCCACAAUUGAUUAUGCUAUUGAAACACGCAUUUUAUUUUUUGGUAUCUUCAUUGUCUACUAAAACUGUCUGUACCAGUGUGGGUAGUGUGGUUAUAUUACUAUAUAUUCCUGUGGUUAUAUUUCUGCUUGUUUAUUUCAGGUUGUAAUAUAACCACUCAGCACAGCAGUAUCUUCAUUGACAUUGCAUUGUCUGUUGUUUGUAAGCUGCCUUAUUGUCAGCUAUCUUCACGAGGGUAUCGCCUGCCACUUGUUGCCGUAAAAUGUUUAAAAUACAAUUCAUAAUACGAUCUCUUACCAUUUCCCACGUGAGAAUACCAAAAUUCGUCCACUGCAUGAGCGUCAUGCCGAAUGUUACGCGAGCUGAUACCGUAUUUACUCGAUUGAGCGCCGCCCCCAAAGAGCGCCGCAUUUGAGAUCAAGAGAGCGCCGCCCCCGAAUGAGCGCCGCACUAAUUAUUUUCAAAUGCGGUGCUUAAUCGAAUCCCUUUCAAUGCGACGAAUUUACGUCUUCUGAUGUCGUGGAGGCAUAUCCAACAAGGGUUACGAUGCAGCAGUUGGACUCGGAUCAUGAAGAGGACAGUGACAUUGAUAUUUUGUAAACUUGUAAACGAUAGAGAGUUUAGCUUCGCGUUCAAUGAUAAACGUCAGGCAAAGAAAAAUUUUAGGCUAUAAAGCAAUAAAAAGUAAAUGGGCUUGUUGUUUUAUAACUAUAGAAUGCUUACCUAUUCCUGUGUCGCAUGAAAGAAAAUAUGACACAUAGAAAUCGAACGAAAAUUAUGCCAAGAAAAGUCGGCUUUCCAAUUUGCCGUUCCCGCAAACGUGAAGCUUAAACUCCCUUAAACUUUCCGCCGUCGGCAAAAUGGGGACAUUUAGUGACAAAGACAUUUAAAACUUGUUUAUUUUAUUGUUAAAAUUCUUGUUAUAAUUCACAAAUAAAAGAUUGUUUUAAAGAGCGCCGCCCCCGAAUGAGCACCGCAUCUGAAGCUCUGAAAAUUUAAAGAGCGCCGCGGCGCUCAAACGAGUAAAUACGGUAAUUAUUUCUUGUUUGGCCUUGAAAAAAUGUUUGGCCUUUUGGCUCUAUUUUGGCUCUAUUUUUAUCAAUUAACAGGAAUUUUCAGCAUCUUUUAGUAGGUUUCAUAAUUCAUUUGUGAAAACUGUGUAACACCAUGGAUUGUAAAAUAACUGGAUAGGAAACUAGCUGACGUCACAGUCUAAACCUAGUUGCAAUCUGUGACGUCACAUGUAUUGCCAAAGUUCUCAGCAUUUUUGUUGUUUCGCUAUAUUUUCCGCUUUGAAAGAGUAAUAUUGAAGCAUAAACUGGUGUAAUUGUUUUAAAAACAUGCCACGACAAAGUAUUCAAAGCCACGACAAAGUAUUCAAGGUAAAUGUUUUUCGUCUUUGUUUUGUAUUUUUUAACAUUUGUAGCUACGAAAUUGGCGUCGCCAAUUUUUACGAAAUUUGCGAUGCAUUUUUCACUGUUUAGUGCUUGAAAUAUUUGCUAAAAUUGACUGGAAAUACUUAGAGAUUUCAUCGUAGAAUGGCUUAGUUAUAUUUAUUUGCUCUUUGACUAAAAUGUUUAGCUCUAUUAUCGCUAAACAUGCCGUUUUUGAGAAUUCGGUUUGCAACUAGGUUUCAAGGCCAUCAUCCCAUUGAAAACAUUAGGUCACGUCAGCUAGUUUCCUAUCCAUGUAUUUUAUUAUCCAUGAUAACACACGUACUGAUUUUUAUGUUUAUAAAACACCAGAUCGUUUCAUGUUAUGUAAAAGUUGGAGAUGUUAAAAUAAUUGGAGACAUUAAAAAAUAUGCUGCAAGCUUGUAGGCAACAUUUUGUAUAAUUUGAAUCAUUUUCACCUGAUCAAUAUACUGCAUUUAGAAGUUAGAAUCCUAGAUAUUAACCUGACCAAUGUAUGUCGAAAAUAUUUUUCGGAUUUGGCUCUUUUUUUUGGCUUUUUUUCAAAAAAAUGAACUUUGGCCUAAUUUAGUAGAAUUUGGCGUUUUUUUAAAAUGUCAUUUGGCUUUGUGCAUGCGCGGAAGCCUACUAAGCCUUUAAAACACAUGUUGAAUUAUGGCGGUAAUAUCACCCCUCAUAGGUUUCUGGCUGUGAAUGGCCAGUGCUUCUUUGAAUAACAACACUUACCGGUGUUUUGCAUUGAUGGAAUUGUGGAGAAGGAAUAGGGUUAGGGAUAGUCUGAGUUUUGUCCGAGUUAGGGGUUUAUAAGUUUAGUAGAAAUGCGUAAUGUGGCUAUAAUUAAUACCUUGCCGAAAGGCACAUGCCGAAAACAGGCAUCCUUUAUAGCCACGGUUGGUGGCUAUACGGGUAUGUCGAAAACAGGCAUUAUGUUUUAGCCACAAAUCGUGCUAUAAGGUAUGCCGAAAACGAGUGUAUACCUUAUACUGUUAUAGGUAUUCAUGCCGAAAACAGGUUAUAUUGUAACGAGGCUGAUGAGGCUAACGUCUGCAUUAUUCAGCUCACUCCCCAUUGGGGCUUUUCAGCGUCCAUAUGACGUUUCUCAUGGACAAAAUCGAUAUGUGAGGCUUGCCUAUGCCGAAAACAGGUUAUAUUGUAACGAGGUUGAUGAGGCUAACGUCUGCAUUAUUCAGCUCACUCCCCAUUGGGGCUUUUCAGCGUCCAUAUGACGUUUCUCAUGGACGAAAUCGAUAUGUGAGGCUUGCCUUACAAUCAUUCUCUAUUUCUCUUAUUUAGUUGAAUUUCAGCAACAAUGGCAUCUAACAAUUCCAAUGGCACUCAGAUGUUUGGCGGAUAUGGUGUCUCUAGACCUGAUUUCCAGAUUGGCGUCACAUUAUACACUCUCAUCUCGUUUGCCUCAAUUGUUGGCAACGGUCUCGUCUUCGCCGCCUUUUCCAAGUCGUCAAAGAUUCGUAACAGCCGAACGAAUUACCUUAUCGUCAGUCUGUCCUGCGCUGACGUCCUGGCCGGAUCUGUUGCGAUUCCAUUAUAUACGUACCUGAUGGCAAUCGAUUUCAAAGGCUAUAAUGAUAGUCCAGCAUAUUUUGUCUAUCAAUUCACGGACGUAUUUUCUAUCACUGCUUCUGUAUGGCAUUUGGCUUUUAUUAGCCUUGAAAGGUUAGUUUCUUGUGAAAGGUAUUUUGGGUGCGGGUCAUUAUUUAUGACCGGGGGUGGCACCGAAGAGAAAUGUUUUUCUUAUGGUAAAAAUGUUGCAGAUCCAACCAUUAAAAAGUCAAAAACAUUUUACCCAAUCUCAAAUUUCAAUUAAAAAAUAUAUACCCAUCUCCGGCCAAAAACUUUACAAAAGGAUAUCAUUUUGUCACACAUGUCCUUUAGUACCACUUCUGUGACAUGAGUUUGAUAACUGCUUGUGCAAUUUUCUGCAGUCUUAAAAUUUCAUGUUGUCUGCACAUGUACUUUCAUUGGAGACACCAUUUGCCUUCUGAUAAAUCGGAAAAUGAUCAAGAUAGUGACUCUGAUUGAUUUACAUAUUGUGUGGUAUGGGGGGGGGGGAGGUGCGCACCUUUCCUAGAGAUCUAGUGGUGUCUAUCACCUCCCUGGAGAAGUCCAGCACCACCCUAAAAAAAUCUGCUGUCCAGACAUUUUUCUGCUUUUCGAAUAGCGAUUAGCGGAACUUUUACUGUUAGCUCGUGUUGAUUUAUAGAAACGAUUUAAUUGAUUUGUGAGCUCACGAGAAAAUACUCAGAAUGAUUUAGUUAAAUAUCGUGGGUAAAUAUAUAAACAUGUGGAGGUUGUUAUACAGCCAUAUUUUCAAAUAUACUGUACUUUAAUAUGCAAAUUCACUGUACUGUGCUGCAGUAGCUAAUUGUCCAGUCACGCAUACGUGAUAAAAAGCCGAUAUAAACUUUAUCAACAACAGAAUAUAAAACGUAACAGAACGGCGAACAUGCAGAUUCGGCCAUCUUAAAUAAUGGCAAUGUUGGGUUAGUAGCGUUGCGACGGCCGAGGGGAGUAGGCAGCAAAGCUCCCCUCAUGCACCACCCCAUGGAAAACCUGCACCCCUCUUAGCAGACGAGGCUUGAUCCGUCCCUGUAUGGUAGUAGUACAAUCUAUUUCCAGGGUAAUCACGUGUUGCAAGCUAAUACCCGACACUCUAUAACUUUCUUUAGAUAUUUUGCAAUAGUAUGGCCAGUUGUUCAUCACAUUUCGAAUUCAACGACAUACUUCAUCGCCAUAGCUGUACUGUGGAUCGUCUCUGUGCUAUCUGGUGGCUUGUCGCUAGAACUAUACAAAUACAAGAUGAAGUACAUCAUCUACAACAGUGCGUCUCUUUUUGGAUUACCUCUGGUCGUCAUCGUGUCUUGCUAUCUGUUUAUACUAAAAACAACCAUACAGCGCUCCUAUGUGACGUCACGGAGAAAUUUUGAGCGCGAACUUAAAGUUUCGUUUACCGUGUUUAUACUAAUAGCUCUCUUCAUCAUCUGCUGGUGUCCCUUUUACGUCAUCGGUAUCAUUUCGGCUGGGACGGACUGUGAUUGUAUUUCAAUGCCAAUGGUCAUCUACUUCAAAGCUUUGCAUUUCGCUACAACUUGUGUGAACCCCAUAGUCUAUGCAGCGCGUAUCCCAGAUUUUAGGACCGCGUUCAAGAAGAUGCUACCAAAACAAAUUAUAUCAGUGAUCUUCUGUCUUCUGCACAAGAGAUCUCGGGAUAGCCCGCCCAACUCUCGGGGACGCGCGUCGAGUACGCUGUCUUCUACACUUCAAAGCGCGGUUGAUGGUUCAAAACGAAGGGCUACCCUUCUUGAGAAUAAAGGUGCCGUGGAUCAGUUGCCGGUGAGAUUGGGGACGAGGGACUCUCCAAUGGCAAGCAGUGUGACUUCAAAUAAAUGUGUGACGUUCCUUUCGGAAAGUCCAUCUUCAGUAUCUGGUGUUCAGUUGAGUAAAGUGUGAGUUUCCACACAAUAAAUGAGAUAUAGCAGUUACCGUUCAAAGUUUGGCAAUGUACUCUCCAACAGCAAGCAAUGUCACGUCAAAUACACGUGUUAUCAUCAGUAGCUGGUGUUCAAUUCGAGAUCCCCCUUAUUACGUUUUCGUAGCGCUUUGCAUUGUGGUUAUAGUGGUAUCACUGGAAAAGAUAGCGGCCUCGAAUGAAAAUAUUGAAUGUUUUCGCGAAUAUUUUGCUGUUGGCUAUCGCGCACCUGACCCUAGCCAAGUUCUUGUACGGGUCAGGACAAAAAAGAAGCAAUCUUGAAUAUCAGUGAUACCACUAUAACCACAAUGCAAAGCGCUACGAAAACGUAAUAAGGGGAAUCGUCAAUUGAGUAAAAUGUGAGUUUCCCUACAAUAAAUGAGAUAUAGACCGUUACCCUUGGCGAAGGACUCAAAUGAAUGUCAAAUGAAUCUUGUUUGACAGUGCAUUGCACCUGGCACCUCGUGAUGUAGCAGAACAGAAUCGUUCAGCAAAUGGUAUUAUAAUUAAACCGUCAAUCAGAGAUGUUUGUCAAGACCUUUUGACAUGUUUCAUUUGAUAUGUUUAAUGUACUAUUUAAAACAUGAGCAGCAGUGUUUUAUGAGAUAUAAGGGACUGGUCUAUCUGGUCAUAAAGUAACUGCUAGGGUGGGCUGGAGGUAAAUCGCCAAUAAGUUUGGUGACCCAUCUUAGGAUGUAGAUAAAAAUUUCAAAGCCCAUCUAAUCUUACCAAAUUUAUUUCAUGACCCCCUCAAUCUAAAUUGGGAAAAUACAAUUUUAUAAUAAAAAAAACUUGCAGGUAUGAACAUUGUAAUAUACACCGGCACUGUAUUGACAUACAUAAUUCCACCAAGCUUGACUAACGUGUACAUUCAUCACGUGUACAUUCACCAAUUACGAUACUGAGCUGCUCUCCAGUUGGUUGUAUUUACUGUGAUUCGACCACUUUUUGUUGUUGUAUAAAACAAAGUACUGGCUUCAAUAGCAUCAUUUGCAUUUGCAUUUGAGCAUUUGGAUAGUUUUGUUUACUUUUAUUAUUAAUGUCUUUAUGUAUUAAUAUAUAAUUAACAUGGGUUUUUGUUUGGUGACUCGACCGUGGGUCACCAACCAACAUACCAAAAAAAUGGCGGCCCAUCGAAACUGCCCAAAGAUUUUCCAUGGCCCAUCCCAAAUCACUCCAGCCCGCCCUAGCAGUUACUUUAUGACUGGUUCCUAAAGGUACGAGGCGAAGCCGAGUAUCUUUAUAGGUCUGAUAAAACACGCACUACGAAUGUUUUAAAUUGCUUCAAUUUAAUUUAAAUUUCAAUUUAAAUGAGGCGAAGUAAUUUUCAAAAAAAUACGUUUUGUAAGUCGAGAAAAUCAAGGUUAAAGUUUAUGUAAAUCAAGGGAAAUCUCUAUCACAUAUGAAGAUACGACACGCUAUGAUUUUUUAUGAUAUGCACGUUAUGAUUUUUCUUUGUGUUUUCCUCAUGAAUUAUUUAGUUUUUGAAGCAGCAGAACAGAAUCGUUCAGCAAAUGGUAUUAUAAUUAAACCGUCAGUACAUUCCUGUCUUAAAAUAGAUGAAGAAAAUGAAACUAGGAAAAGUUUUUCACACAUUACUGGGAGCAUUGCCUGACUCGUCCCCAGUCGCUUACUUAACGCGCGUUGAAUUACCCAACGCGCGCUGAAUGAUGGGAAUGCGACGGGGGCAAUUCCAUGGUCCUUUGCGUUAUAAGCAGUGUUAGGGACUGUGGAAGAGUCAGGAGCAUUGCAGUAUCGGCGACAAGCUUCACGUCACGUGAAGGGUGGACCAUUAGAUAUUCUGGUAGGCCGGAGGGAAACUUUUGCAAGUUUCGUUAAACCUUGCAAGAUUCGUUAAAAUUCGGAGCUUGGUCAAAUUAAACGUUUUUAGAAGUUAGAACUCUUUUAGAACUUUUUUAGAACUUUUUUUACGGUCUAGAAGCUGAACAACAAUGUUUUUCUAUGUAUUUCUAUGUAUUUCAUGGAGGAAUUUUUUCUUUCCCUGAAAACUUACGUGAAUUUGUUUUUCAAAUUCGACUCUUUGCAUGAUUUUUUUUGGAGAAUCUGCCACCCCACCGCCUCCCUGGAUAUCUGAUGAUGUCUGUGCUCAUCGCCCCCCAGAAGUAUGUGAUGUAAUAUUUUAAAUCCAACCAUGGGGACUGGACUAGAUUUCAAGUCCGCGCAAUUUGAUUAAUCACUACUUAGAGUGAGGUGAACUAUAGUACGUAAUUAUAAUCCAGUCCAAGGACCGAAUUAAUUUUGAUCCAGUCCUAGGACGUACUGGAUCAAUAUACUUUACCAGGUAUCAGUAUUAUCAUGUGAGCAAAAUAAAGCAAUACGUUGUGUAAGUCGAGAAAAUCAAGGUUAAAGUUUAUGUGUUUUCCUCAUGAAUUAUUAAUUGAGUAGCAGAACAGAAUCGUUCAGCAAAUGGUAUUAUAAUUAAACCGUCAGUAGUUUAAUUAUACAUUUAUAAUACCAUUUGCGUUUGAGAUAAACAUUUCCCGCGUCUUUAAUGUCUUAGCUAGCGGAAAAUAGCACUUACUGUAUACUAUAGUGAUGUAAUAUAUGUAUUAGGCAACAGAUGCAUGCUUUACGAGAACCAGUUUGAGAAACUGUAAAACAGUAGUAUAUUUAUGUUCGUUUUAGAUAAUAAAAUAUGUUAUUUGCUUAGAUUUAUAAA